This is a messenger RNA of Macrobrachium nipponense, 2151 nucleotides long. RefSeq names its product trichohyalin-like. The record is from RefSeq and is a predicted model, not a curated record. Lineage: Eukaryota; Metazoa; Arthropoda; Malacostraca; Decapoda; Palaemonidae. The coding region runs from base 1 to 2151 and encodes 716 amino acids. The transcript has a single exon.
AUGACUGGAACAAGGACUCCAGACGACAGGAGGGGCGCCAUCAAGAUCAAGGUCGUGGAAGUGUCCCCUCCGGCGGUGGGAAUCGUAGAAGAAGGACGUGAGGAGGUUGCAGACGAGGCGUUGAAUCAGUUGAAAAAUGAUCUGGACGAAGCUUCCGGAAGGAACCAAGAACUCCUGAAGGAAAACAUGAAAUUGCUGGAGAAGGAGGGAGCUCUCAGGCAACGCAUCGAUGAACUCCAGAAAGUGUUGAUUCGGCAAGAGGUCGACCACCGCCAUCAGCUCGCCGUCCUGAGAGAAGAGGCCGACACCAGUGCCAGGGCGGCCGAAGACCAGGCGGCGAAAAUGAAAGAUUUGCAGGAGAAAUAUGACAAUGUGAAUGGCGCCUUGGGUAGGAGGGUGAUUGAAAUCGAUAUGCUGAAAGCCGACAUCGCUCGGAAAGCCGUCAAACUGGCCACCGACGAGAAGGAACUGUUGGCUCUGCGGGGGAAAGCGAAUGGCAGGGAAGCGGAGAACUCGAGGUUAAGGGAGAUCAUCGCAGACUACGAAAGACGGCUCCUCCAAGUUCCACAGGAGGAGGAUAUUGCCGCUCUCAAAUUCGACGUGGCACUGAAGGAAAGAGAAAUCGCGGAGGUUAGAAGAGCUCUCGACGAAGAGAGUCGAAGGAACAUAAUCCUGCAGUCUCAAGUAGAAACACUGAAAUCCCGCGUUUCUAAACAAGAAGAAAAUGGUGAUGAAAACGCCGAGACGAAGCAGGAGAUGAAAGAGGGACUCAAAACAAGAGAAGAGAGAGCAGAAGACGACGACGUUAGGAAAGCAAUAGAAGUGUUAAAAGAGGGACAAGCAGAGCUACAGAGACGGAUGAACGAAGAACUGGAGAAGAGAGAGAAGAUGGAACAACUGCUCGAGAGUCUUCUGAAUAAAGUGGAAGAAAAGCCAGGGCGGACAACUGAGGCCAAACGGCAAGAAUGCUCGGAAGAAGAAGACGAGGGAGGGGAGGAGGUUUUUAGUGAAUUGAUGUACCCUUAUUAUAGUGAUACGCCCUACUGUCUACUGGUGAAGAAAGAUUCGCCCUGGUGCACCGGAGAAUGCCAUUCCUCGGCGGGGGCUUCACUGAGCGAACGGGGCACGGAAGAAUUCGCCAGGUUAGAAGAAGGCAGGACGGAGGAAGAAGCCGAAGACGAAGCUAGUAUGUCUGGAAGGACGAGGAAGGAGAAGAAAAGGAAGAGACCCCUGGCCUGGAGAUUCAAAGCCGAACGUUGGAAGCUAAAAGAAAGGAGCUCGGUGUUAGAAUUCAUCGCCCAGAUAGGAGAAGGGAAAAAGGCGCAAAAUAAAAAGAAGAACAGGACGACGACGACGAAGCGCCAUCUAAAUUACUACGAUGACAUGCCUGAGACGCAGGCGCUGCGCCAGGAGCUCGCCAGGCAAGACAAGGAGCAUCUGUACCUGAAGGACCAACUCAGCAACCGCAAAGUCAGAUACCAACGUCUCCGAGAUCAACUGGGCGCCAAUAAACUAGAGAACAUGGUACUACAGGAUCAAGUUGCUGAGAUGAAAGAAAACGUUCGAAUAGUCAAUGCAGCGGCGGAGGAUCUUGAGAAGCAGCUGAACAGGGCGAACUGCAUCGUUACCCAACAGGACGAGGAAAUUGACGUCUUGAAACGUAAACUUCAAGAGAUGAAUUUAAUAAAUAAAAAGAAAUCGAAAAUAUGUGACGAGAAGGGAGACGAGUUCUUCCAGUGCGCGAGACAGAAGGCAAAGCUAGAAGAGCAGGUCGAGGAACUGCAGAGGGAAAACGAGAAGAUGCGGAGGGAAGGAGACUCGAGGAUGUGUGAACUAGAGCAGAAGAACCGCCAGCUACACCUCUUGGAAGAAGAGCUGAAGGCGAAGGAUGAAGAACUCAAGAGGGAAAUCGACAAAAACCCUGAGAACUUGGGGCUGGUGGAUGCCCUGGAGGGUCGCCUGCAACGCAUCAUUCGUCAAAAGGACGAAUUGGCCCACCAAGAGGAACAACUAUUUUUGAUGUGUCGUCAUCAAAGGAUGUUGAUAGAGAGAUACAAGCAUGUGAUAGAUCUGCUGUUGGCUUGGCGAGAGAAAGUCAGGAAGAAAUUAGAAGAGGGGGAUUUCAAUCUCGUACUCGCCAACCUUCAUUAG